GUCAGAUAGGAGGUGGUGAGGAAGUGUGUGAGUGUUCAUGCAACAAGAAGAAAUCAGUCCUCAGUGAUGGCAAAGGAAAAAUACGGAGACUCCCGGACAUUUGACCCUAAUUUUAAAGGGCCCAUUCACAACAGGGGCUAUACUGAUGUUCUUUGCUGUCUGCUUUUCACUCUGGCCAUGCUGAGUUAUUUGGCAGUCGGAUAUCUGGCCUGGUCUCAGGGGGACCUGCGGAAGGUGAUUUACCCCACAGACAGUAGGGGGCAGUUCUGUGGUCAAAAGGGAACCCCACUGGAGAAGAAGCCCUUGCUGUUUUAUGUUAACAGUCUGAAGUGUGUCAGUAUGCAGGUGUUGCUGGAGUUUCAGUGUCCCACCACACAGAUUUGUGUGGAGAAAUGUCCAGAGCGGUCGCUGACGCUGUUGAAUGCUAAACUGAGAGAAGAGGACAUGCAGUACUACUCACAGUUCUGUAAGGAGGAAGUGAACACUAAACUGACGGCUCUUGAACUUGCAAAAGAUGAAAUGUGUCCGGUGGCGAUCAUUCGCAGCCAGCCGAAUGAGAAGUCCGACAUCAUUGUAGAAGCUCAGGAGUUGGCCAUGAGGAUCUUUCAGGAUGAAAAUUACACAAAGUGCUGGCACUGGAUCCUGCUUGGAUUAGUGAUUGGCAUGGUGCUCAGCAUGGUCUUCAUUGUUCUUCUGCGUUUUCUGGCUGGGGUCAUAAUCUGGACGAUAAUCAUCUCGGUCAUCUUCGUUAUUGGUUACGGUACCUUCCACUGUUAUAUGCAGUACGUAGCUCUGAAAGGCCAAGCUGGAUCAGAUGUUACCAUAAAGGAUUUGGGGCUGCAGACAGAUUUCUUCAUCUACCUGCAGAUCCAGCAGACCUGGCUGGCCUUCACAAUUAUCCUGGGUAUCGUGGAGCUGGUGAUCCUUCUCAUCCUCAUCUUCCUCAGAAAGAGAAUCGUCAUCGCCAUCGCUCUCAUUAAAGAGGCCAGCAGGGUGCUGACUCAUAUGAUGUCACCGCUGUUCUACCCUCUGCUGACCUUUGCGCUCGUGUCUCUGGUGAUCACGUACUGGGCCGUCACCUCUGCCUUCCUGUCCACCUCCAAUCAACCGAUCUAUAAAGUUUUCAACACCACAGAGUGUGAAUACUCUGGACAGACCUGCGACCCUCAGAAGUUCAACAGCUCUAAAGUCUUCACGCAAUGCCCAGAUGCAGAAUGUCUGUUUGCAUUCUAUGGCGGAGAGACGUUCCUCCAUAAGUACCUGAUCGUGUUCCAGUUCUAUAACCUGUUCAUGUUCUUCUGGUGUGUGAACUUUGUGACGGCGCUGGGUCAGGUGACCCUGGCCGGGGCCUUUGCCUACUACUACUGGGCCUUCAACAAACCGGCUGACAUCCCGACAUUCCCCAUUUUCUCCUCACAUGGACGGGCCCUCAGGUAUCAUACAGGCUCCUUGGCCUUCGGUUCUCUGAUCCUCUCCAUCAUUCAGGUGAUCAGGGUGAUCCUGGAGUAUCUUGAGAAGAAACUGAAAUUUGCUGAAAACAAAGCUGCUAGGUUCAUCCUGAGGUGCCUGACGUGCUACUUCUGGUGUUUGGAGGAAUGCUUCAAGUUCCUCAACAGAAACGCCUACAUCAUGGUCGCCAUUUACGGUAAAACUUACUGCACGUCUGACUAAGACGCUUUCUUCCUCCAGAGGAACAUUGUCCGAGUGUUCAUGCUGGACAAAGUGACAGACUUCCUGUUGUUUCUGGGAAAGCUGCUGAUAGUGGGGAUUGUGGGAGUCUGCUCUUUCUUCUUCUUCUCAGGGAAGAUAAAGGUUGUGGAGGAAGCGGCUCCGUCACUAAACUACUACUGGGUUCCCAUUGUGACGGUGGUGUUUGGCACCUACAUCAUCGCCCACGGCUUCUUCAGCGUCUACGGCAUGUGUGUGGACACUCUGUUCCUGUGCUUCUUGGAGGAUCUGGAGCGCAAUGAUGGAUCUGCAGAGAGGCCGUACUUCAUGUCCACGAGUCUCCAGAAGACACUUAAUAAAAAAAAAACAAGGUUAUGAGCAAAUAAACCUCCAGAGAGAAGAGACAAAGGAGAAAAAAACAGGAGGAGAAAGUGGGAGAACCCAGUGAUCAGAGAUGGUUUUAUUCGUAUUAACAAGGUGGACUUCAGUCAGAUCACUUUACUGUUCAUUCUGACCAGCCGGUUCAAACAGUGCAGAGUGUAAUAUUGUGAGUUUUGAGCUGUUUCACUGUUACUGAGUGUUACAUUCGCAUUUUAGAGGUUAAAUUCUUUAAUAUUCAUCUGUUCUGACUGUAUAUUUACA
Messenger RNA from Colossoma macropomum (tambaqui), 2310 nucleotides. Its product is annotated as choline transporter-like protein 2. The record is from RefSeq and is a predicted model, not a curated record. Gene Ontology annotation, molecular function: choline transmembrane transporter activity. Gene Ontology annotation, cellular component: membrane. Gene Ontology annotation, biological process: choline transport; transmembrane transport. NCBI's taxonomy places the organism in Eukaryota, Metazoa, Chordata, Actinopteri, Characiformes, Serrasalmidae.